AACUAUUAUUAUGGGUGUAACAGAACUACCAUUCGAAAUUCUUACGAGAAUUUCUGAUCAUCUAUCGAAAGAUGACAAGCUGUCUUGUGCUCUUACGUGCAAAACAUGGAGAUAUCCGUUUCAAAAAGCUAUGUGGAAAAACAUACGAUUUUACUCCCAUGCCGACGUAAAAACACUUAUCAACAUUGUGAAAUCUCCCCAAAACUUAUACACAUCAUACGGCUCCUGGGUUCACAGUCUACGAAUAAGCUGCUAUUACAAGGCGACAGAUAUAUCAGAUAUAAAAUUUUCUGGCCUAUUCAAAUUCCUGCCAAACAUAAAGAGCCUGAACCUAGGGAAUAUAAGCUAUGAGGAUAUUGGCACAGGGAUAGCAAGAUCAGACAAAAUAUGGAAGUUUCUGGAAAAUUUGAAAAUAAAUUACAAAGGAACCAGCGAGAAGAAGCCAGCAAAACCCCUCUUCGAACUUAUAAAUGCAUGUAGCAUGCUCCGGAAAUUGGAAAUAUAUGAUGGAGGAUGGCUUUAUCGCGCGGAGUUUAGUGUGAACGACUUUGACAGAAUGCACCAACACCUGAAAAACCUAUCGUCUAUUAAUGCUGGAAUAUAUCUAAGUUCCGACUUUUCGGCUAUGCUUGACGCGAUCCCAAAUACGACACCAGCCCUUUCCGUGACAUCCCUGGAUUUAGAUUCGAAACAAUACGAAGAUGAAUGCGAUGAGUUCAAUGAAAGCCGAAAUGACUGGAACCCUUUGUGGCUAUACUACUUUGGAUACAAAUAUCCAAACUUGCGUUCCCUAAAUAUACAAGCCUUGGACAUACGUGGGGACAAGAUAAACUCGGACCAAAGGCAAACAAUGAUAUCUCUUUUUCGAUCCAAUCCAAAUGCAUUUCGACACCUGGAAAAGUUCAGUAUUACAACAGACAGAUAUUUUGAGUCUUCUGAUCUUGUUUUAUGGGAAUUGCUUUGUUCAGUAAAGGUUCCUCUUAAAAAAUUAUCGAUACAUGCAACAUCCAAUGGCAAAGUAGACCGUUCAAGCCCAAUGAAUGUUGACAGAAUUUUACAGGCCUUUUCCGAAACACUCGAGAGUCUUUCGCUUUCAGGGUUUAUAUAUAGCAGUGAUGGCCAAAAUUCGAUAAUCAAACUAUCUUCUUACUAUCCGGUUUUGACGAACCUUUCAAUCAAUGGCGGCAACGUAUCUCUUAAUCUGGAUGAUCUAUUGGACAUGUGUGUGGCUCUCAAAACACUGCAAUAUUGUGGCGGAAACUUGCUCAUUGGAUCUAGCACUGUAACCAGGAAGUCAAAGCAUCGGCAGCAUGGGUUAAUUACUUUGUCGUUAGAGAAGUGCUACACAGCUUCCAGAAUAUUUAGCCACAUAUCUUUCAGGUGUAGAAGUUUGAAGCGUAUUACUUUCGAUACUUUGAAUAUCACGGGAUCUAUUUCUGAUAAAACUGGAUGUUUGUUAAUUGAGAUGCCACAUACUUUCUUGAAGAUCCUACAAAUUGCCAGGAUUCAAUACGCCACAUCAUACCAAGAAAUGGAUGGAGAAGAUGCUAUCAAUCUUACACUCCUGACUCAAUUAAACGAAGCUCCAUUACCAGACAAAAAGACCGGAAGAAAGAAAAAUAAAGUAAAUUCAAAGAAAAAAGUCGCAGAAUCUCACAAUCGUGAAUGGCUCUACACGUACGAUGUUCGCGAGUUUUGGACGGUACUUGGCCGCGACACUGCACAAGUUUAUGAUGAAGAAGAAAUCGAAUUUAUAGAUGAAUAUUACCGAGAUUUUCGUGCGAGCGCAAGCAGCACAACUUCAAAAGAUUAUAUGUUCUAUAAUGAAGAGAGAGAUGAACAAGGUUGGAUACACGAACUUGACAGAGGAUACGGCAAAUUUGUAUUUGGCAACAUUAAAGGUGUUGAGAUUAUAUAAAUACCAAGCUAUAGUUUGUUUUGGAGAAUAUACUGUAUACUAGCUUCUCUCUCUCAAAAGAAGAUAAAGUGAAGUAAAAAUACACUUGUACAAAUAAUAAAAUAUGAGUUUUUAUUAUGAUUGUAAUAAG
Messenger RNA from Phycomyces blakesleeanus NRRL 1555(-), 2048 nucleotides. RefSeq lists its product as hypothetical. The record is from RefSeq and is a predicted model, not a curated record. The transcript has a single exon. Lineage: Eukaryota; Fungi; Mucoromycota; Mucoromycetes; Mucorales; Phycomycetaceae. Bases 11 to 1918 code for a protein of 635 amino acids. Gene Ontology annotation, molecular function: protein binding.